Messenger RNA from Pieris brassicae (large cabbage white), 2647 nucleotides. RefSeq names its product myrosinase 1-like. The record is from RefSeq and is a predicted model, not a curated record. NCBI's taxonomy places the organism in Eukaryota, Metazoa, Arthropoda, Insecta, Lepidoptera, Pieridae. The transcript has 10 exons. Gene Ontology annotation, biological process: carbohydrate metabolic process. The coding region runs from base 451 to 1851 and encodes 466 amino acids. Gene Ontology annotation, molecular function: beta-glucosidase activity.
UUACUUGCCUUUUGUGUUAGAGAUCUUGCCAAAUACCUCAUGGUUUUGACAUGACGAACUCGUACAGUGUAUGUACUAAUUCUCUGUAACAUAUAAUGUAGACAUUAGAAAUAGUUCCGUUUCUUCUAGACAAAGUACUUCUGUAUUUAAUGGUCAUUUAGUUUUAGUUAUUUGGUGUAAAACGCUAAUAGAUUUUAAUGUAAUAUAACAUCAGUCUUGCUUUGUGGAUCAUUAAAGGACUUUGUUUUACAUUUAAAUAAAAAAAUACGUCGGCCAAAUUAAACACGAAUACUUUAGAGUGUGUACUUAAUGCUUUAAGAGCUUUAAAAUACUUGAAUUCGGCAAGUGAUAUUUUAUUAAACUGGCGGAAGCUGAAGACGCGCAAACACUCAAAUAAGUUCAAGUGACGCUAUUGAGACGGACUCCAAAAUAUGUUUUCCAAAAAAAUUCAUGUUUGGCGUGGCCACAGCUGCUUAUCAAAUAGAGGGCGCUUGGAAUGUAUCCGGCAAAGGAGAGAGUAUUUGGGAUAGAUACACUCACACGCACCCCGAGCGCAUAUUCGAUCACAAAACUGGAGACGUCGCUGCCGACUCCUACCACAAUUUCCCUCGGGAUGUGGAACUCAUGGCGCAACUUGGUGUUCAGUUCUAUCGCUUCUCUAUAUCUUGGCCGAGGAUUAUGCCAAAUGGACUUACCAACGAAGUUAAUGAAGAUGGAAUCAGGUACUACAAUGACCUGCUAGAGGAGCUCUUUCGUAACGGUAUCAUGCCAAUAGUGACCAUGUAUCAUUGGGAUCUACCACAGAGUUUGCAGGAUUUGGGCGGUUGGACGAAUCCUAUUAUAAUAGAUUACUUCGUGGAUUAUGCAAGAGUUCUAUUCGAAGCUUUCGGGGACAAAGUUAAAAUGUGGAUCACUGUAAAUGAGCCACUAUCAUUCUGUGAGGAUGGAUAUGGUGGGAAUGACGCCCCGGGGACAAGAAGCACUGGGUUCGAAGACUAUCUCUGCGGACACAAUGUACUGAUAGCACAUGGCAGUGUCUACAGAAUGUAUCAAGAGGAAUAUGUUAAGAAACAAAAAGGUUUGGUUGGAAUAACAAUAGACUUUAGAUGGAUCGAGCCAGCUUCGACGUCAGAUGAAGAUCAACGCGCUGCAGAAGUCAUACGACAAUUUACGUUUGGCUGGUUUGCACACCCAAUCUUCUCUCUAACAGGGGACUAUCCGCCGAUUAUGCGCAAACGCAUCGACAUUAUAUCCAAACGACAACACUUCCAUCGAUCCCGCCUACCCGUAUUUACACCAGAAGAGAUCGAAAUUAUUAGAGGAUCAGCUGAUUUCCUUGGUUUAAACCAUUAUACGACAUCCUUGGCUGUUUAUAGCGAAACUAAAAUUACUCCACAGCCAUCAUUUUAUACCGAUAUGGGUGGAAUAUUAAAGGACAAACCGGAUUGGCCUAAAAGCAAUUCUACAUGGUUGAAGGUUGUCCCUUGGGGCUUUAGAAAAGCCUUAAACUGGAUCAAGUACACCUAUAAUAAUCCUCUGGUGUUGGUUACUGAAAACGGCAUGUCUCUUGAACCAGGAUUGCAGGAUACAAGACGUGUUAACUACAUUGAUGGUUAUCUAAAGGCCCUACACACUGCGAUAGUUAAAGACAAAUGUAAUGUAAUUGGUUAUACUUAUUGGAGUCUUAUUGAUAAUUUUGAAUGGACUAGAGGAUUCUCAGAACGCUUCGGCCUCUACGAACUAGAUUACGAUUCUCCGAAUAAAACUCGAACGGCUCGACUCUCAGCGGCAUAUUAUGGAAAAAUCGCGCGUACUAAAUGUAUACCUUCGUCUUGGUAUUUCGUGGACUAACUUGUCAAUACUAUAUAUUGUUUUUACUGAAACCAAUGUCGUCACUAAAAUUUUAUUUCACAUUGUUAUAACCAUACACAUUUUAUUUAUUUCGUGGUUUCAACAGAACUUAAGUAUGAACAAUAAAACAACGUUAGCCAUUGUCUGUGUUCACUAGAUGGCGCCACUGACAUUUGUAAAAAAAAUUGCAGUGCGCUAUACAUGAAUACAUGUUCAACUGUCUUCUAAUAAUACAAUAAUUUUUUUGCAUGUAUACAAAAUAUAUUUAUAUAUCAAGCUAAAAACUGUAUUUUACUAAUUAAAUUAGUCUAGCCGACAUAAUGUUCCAGCGAAGGUUAAAAAUAAACACAAAGCAACAAUAAAAUUCGUUUAAUUUGAAAAUCAUUCAUCUUCACUUACAACUAGGGAAUAUUAAUACAAAUUAAAUAUGAUUAUAAUUGCUCAACAAACGUUAAGAAUAUUUAUUAAUUAUGGCUACUUCACCAUAUUGCCAUAGAGCAUAGACAAUCAUUCAGAAAAAAACAGUGAGAUUAUGCCAGGCAUAAUCUUCAAUACGAAAUUCAUAGACAUAUAGAGCUAAAAUAAUGAACAUAAAUAAUAUAUCUGGUAUUGAAAAAUCACAAGUGGAUUACUGUAGUGACGUCUUGUCAUAUUAUAACCCAUUUAAAAAAAACAGGAUUAUAUAGGCACCGCAGUCCCAUUCAAUACAUUUACGGCCCCGUUUAACGUGCGUGUAAGUUAGAUAUUUUUGACAGUUACAUUCGAGAGAUGAAAACAAAAAUCUAACCCCUACAAU